GUAAUUCGAUAGCGAAACUGAUUACAAAAGUCUGUUUUGCAUUACGAUAACAAAAGAAUGUUUCGUAUCAUUUAUUUGCCUUUUUAGAUGCGUGCGCGUGGCAUCAAUGUUAUAAAAAUAAUACAAGGUCUUGUUUGAAGUUUGAGUCGUGUUGCAGCGUCCCCAUUUCUUAAGAGUUUAAUAGAAGUUAUAACACCUUUCAUGGUGAAAAUUGGUUAAUUUUCGACUAAAUAAUUUUUUAAUAUGAAUCAAGAAUAUGAAAAAAGGCUCUUUCGUCAGCAAAAUGGACAGACCAAUGAAUUGCUGCGAGUACCAACCCCCUUAAAAUCUCCAGGAAAAGAAUAUGGUGAUCGUUUUAUUCCAUGGAGAAAAUCAAACGACUGGCAAGUAAAUUAUACUUUAAUGCAAGAAAAUAACAAGUCAUUUGGACAAAAUAAAAAGGCCAAAGAUAACAGCUCCGACUGUUCUAAAGACGGUAUUGCAUACAAUUGCUUACUGAAGAAUGAACUUUUAGGUGCAGCUAUUGAAGACGUCAAAGAACAAGCUGAAGAACGUAAAGCAUUUGCACCAUGUGAAGGGCGAAAUUCCAAUUUGUUUUCUUAUAGAGUAUCUGAAAGUUCUGUGAUAAAUGAAGCGUCUUCACCAUAUUCCUUAUCACCCGUUAGUAGCAAAAGUCAAAAACUGUUAAGAUCACCUAGAAAAGCAGCAAGAAAAAUCUCCAGAAUUCCUUUUAAAGUCUUAGACGCUCCUGAAUUGCAGGACGAUUUCUACCUGAAUCUUGUUGAUUGGUCUUCCACCAACGUUUUAAGUGUUGGCCUUGGCACUUGUGUUUAUUUAUGGAGUGCUUGCACUUCUCAGGUCACUCGUCUUUGCGACUUAUCUGCUGAUGCUGACACUGUGACAUCUGUAUCUUGGGCAGAACGAGGACAUUUAGUUGCUGUUGGCACUCAUAAAGGUUUGGUGCAAGUUUGGGAUGUAGCUGGAACCAAAUGUGUAUCAGUUCUUGAAGGACAUUCAGCUAGAGUUGGUGCAUUAGCUUGGAAUGGGGACAUUUUAUCUUCUGGAAGUAGAGAUCGUUUGAUUCUUCAAAGAGAUGUCCGGACACCAUCAGUUACACCAGAACGCAGACUCGGAGGACACAGGCAAGAAGUGUGUGGUCUUAAAUGGUCACCAGAUAACCAACAUCUAGCAUCCGGAGGAAAUGAUAAUAAAUUAUUUGUAUGGAAUAUGAGCAGUCUAUCCCCUAUUCAAACUUACACAGAACAUCUUGCUGCUGUUAAAGCUAUUGCAUGGUCACCCCAUCAUCAUGGUUUACUUGCCAGUGGUGGCGGUACUGCUGACCGCUGUAUCCGUUUCUGGAAUACUUUAACCGGGCAACCCAUGCAAUGGAUUGAUACAGGCUCUCAAGUCUGUAAUUUAGCUUGGUCUAAACAUGCAUCUGAACUGGUUAGCACUCACGGCUAUUCUCAAAAUCAAAUUCUAGUGUGGAAAUAUCCAUCUUUAACCCAGGUAGCCAAAUUGACUGGUCAUUCAUAUCGAGUGUUGUAUUUGGCUAUGUCACCAGAUGGGGAAUCUAUUGUAACUGGUGCUGGUGAUGAAACAUUACGGUUUUGGAAUGUAUUUAGCAAAGCACGUUCCCAAAAGGAGGCUAAAUCUGCUUUGAAUUUAUUCACAAGUAUUCGCUAAUUUAUUUGCUUCCAGUUGCAUUUGCUGCUUCACUGAAUUAUUUCUGUGUUCAUAAUCUAUCAAAGAAAAAUAUUUCUGUAAUCAAACUCAUCCUGCAUCAUACUAAUUUUGUGUAAUCAUUAGCAUAUGGAUAUACCAAUUUUGUGUAUUUAUUAACAUCAUACUAAAUUUUGUUAUUAUUAGUUGAUUAGUUAAAAUUAAUUUUACAAUUGUUAUCUUUUGGUUAAUAUUGAUAAAUUUCUUGAACUGAAAAAUUAUUUAUUAAUAAAUGUUAUUUAAUUUGGAAAAAUAUUUCUAUUUAUAGCUAAUUAAUGUCAAAAUCACUUAAUCAUGUUAGGAUACAUAUCUUUUUACUGAUUCUGUAAAUUAUUUAACUAAUUAAAAAAAAUUCUUAGUACAUUCUUCCAACUGAAAAAAUUAUUUUUAAUGAAUCAAUGUUUUUGUUUGCUGUAAAGAUUCUUUUUUUAGUUUAAAAUAAUGCCAAACUAUAGAAAUAUAGAAUAAUUUUUGUACUUUAGUCAUUUUCAGUGAUAAUCUUGAACGAUAGAUAUUUUAAGUUACAGCAGCCCUGAAUUAAAAUAAUACUAAGGGUUAGCUUGUAAAGCUUAUAAUCCUUAACAUUUUAAUUGAACUGCUGGGUUACUUUUAUUCAUACCAUUUUAAAUGGAAUUGUAUGAAACGUGAUUUAAUAUGUUUAAUUAGCAUAUUUGUGAAAUAUUAUAUUUUUUAGAAGAUUUUGUGUAAAAAUCUUGCUUUUAAUAUAAUUUAUUUUAUGUAACUAAAGUUUCUAGUUACUUUUAUUUGUAAAAGGGUUUUUAAUUUUUUUUUUUUUUUUUAAAGUUAGUAUCUGAAGGUGGUAAAGUAUACCAAUCUUUCAAUACUAUUAGGUAAAGUUUUAUUGUUGCUGUUUGAUCUCAGAUUUAAUUACUUCUUUUUAUUUGUACCUGUUUUAUACAAUGUUUCUCAUAAAAAUUGUUAUACAUUUGAUGUUAUACAAAUCCUAUAUAAUUUUUUUUUUUUUUAAAUUUCUAAUUUACGCGGUUUAUAUCAUAUUUCUACAUAAUCUCAGGUUUUCUGAUACUAGAAUGUUGAAAAUGUGAAUUUUUUGGCUGAUUCCUUAUAUUUGAACCUAUUGUUUUCUGAAAACCUUUAAAACAAACUUGUCUCAUUAUUGGUGAUGCAGCCACCAAACUUUUGUAAAUAUCAAACCAGUUAUUUAAAAGAAUUCACCUAUUUGCUAAGAAAUUAACGUAUUACUAAGGACAUUUUUAGAAUGUAUAAUUCAUUUUGAAUUUUUUGCUUAUCUUAUUUCUUUAAUUUAUUUUUUUCAUUGCUAAUUUUCUAGUUAUGACGAAACUAUAAUUUGUUGAAUUUCUCUUAAUGUGAAAUUUUAGCUAGGAGUUUUGCUGAAUUCAGAAUGCUAUUUAUUUGAAAGGGAAAAUAUACCAUUCAGACAACAGAAGUUAUUAUUAGACUUAUUAGAAUAUGGUUGUAUUUUCAUCCUACUUUUUGUUUCAGUAAUUUAAGUUCUAUUUUAAGUAAAUUUGGUUUAAUAUUAAUGCGCAGAUGAAAUGCAAGAAUUUUUUCCCACUUUAUUAAUGUUUCUUUAUACACUUAAUUUUAAAAAAAAGCGUUUUGUAUUUAAAUUAUAUGAAAUAAUAUAAAAGCAGACCAUUUUUAUUUAAUUGUAUGUUUAUUAGACAAUGUCAGUUUUUUAAAAAAAAAAAAAAAAAAUUCAAACUUAGUACAUGGUUAUUGAACGAUUCAGUAUAUUGGUGUUAAUUAUAGUAUAUCUAGUAUUUUAUGUAUAGGUAAAUAUUUAUUUAUUAACAAUUUCUUUUUGAAAAUUUUUUAAUAGUUUCUUUGUCCAUUAAAUAGUAAACUUUGUUUUUUUUUUAAGCUAUUUCAGAUAUAUUUUUAAAAACAAAUCUAAUUAAUGAUAUUGAUAUUUUAAAAAACAAUAGAUAAGAAAUCUCAAUCAGCAUCUAAUUAAAAGAAAUUUGAAAUUUAGUUGUUGACUGGUGCAUAAUUAUGUUCAAUGAAAACUUUUUUAUUAAUCUAAUUUUUAUUUUCAGAAGAUGUGUAAGAAAAUUAUGCAUUAUGUACAUCUUUUUAAUUGUAAUAAUCUUUAAAAGGCUGAACCACCACAGGAUUCCAAUUCUCUUAAUAUACAAUCAAUUAUUCUAAUACCUAAUCUGUUAAAAAUCUAAGUUUAAAUAGUGUUCUAAAUUAAAAUUGUCUGUCAUUGUUCUUAGUGCAAUUGUUUUAAAGCAUUUAGUAAGUAGGUAUUGUAUAGAUUUCUUAUUUAUUAUUCAGAUUUUAUAUUUAGUUUAUUUUUGUUUUUGAAUUUUAAAAUUUUUUAGGAGGUUGCUGUUUGGGUCAGCCUUUUAUAAAUUAUUAUUGAUAAAUUAUUCUAGUGAACUUUAUUGUAAUAGUAUUUUAUUGUUUAUCUCGCAUUAUAAGUUAUAGCUUCCAAAACUAUUUUUGUGUACAUGUUUUUAAAAAAAAUGUAAAAUGUUUAUUUUACUUGUAAAUUUAGUAUUAAUCUUAAGUGAUAAAUUAGUACUGUAAUAAAAUAGUCUUCAAAGAAUGAUUUAUCUUGUUGAGUUUAAAUGUUAAUAUGUAUGUUUCAGAAUAAAUAUUUAAAAUUUCUUUUAAA
Molecule: messenger RNA, 4345 nt
Organism: Parasteatoda tepidariorum (common house spider)
Lineage: Eukaryota; Metazoa; Arthropoda; Arachnida; Araneae; Theridiidae
Gene: fzr
Product: fizzy and cell division cycle 20 related
Biological process (GO): positive regulation of ubiquitin protein ligase activity; anaphase-promoting complex-dependent catabolic process; positive regulation of anaphase-promoting complex-dependent catabolic process
Cellular component (GO): anaphase-promoting complex
Molecular function (GO): anaphase-promoting complex binding; protein binding; ubiquitin ligase activator activity
Source: RefSeq, a predicted model, not a curated record